Messenger RNA from Callorhinus ursinus (northern fur seal), 2599 nucleotides. RefSeq names its product phospholipase C delta 4 (gene PLCD4). NCBI's taxonomy places the organism in Eukaryota, Metazoa, Chordata, Mammalia, Carnivora, Otariidae. Gene Ontology annotation, cellular component: plasma membrane. Gene Ontology annotation, molecular function: phosphatidylinositol-4,5-bisphosphate phospholipase C activity; calcium ion binding. The record is from RefSeq and is a predicted model, not a curated record. Gene Ontology annotation, biological process: intracellular signal transduction; lipid metabolic process.
UCUGGCACCAGCUGGUGGAGCAGUGGGUAAUGGUGUCUCUGAUGCAAGGCCGGCUGCCCAUCAAUCCAGAUUUGCGGCUGAUGCAGAAGGGCAUGCUGAUGCGCAAGGUGAGGUCCAAAAGCUGGAAGAAACUGAGAUACUUCAGACUUCAGGAUGAUGGCAUGACAGUCUGGCAUGCCCGGCAGGCAGGAGGCACUGCCAAGCCCACCUUCUCCAUCUCUGAUGUGGAGACGGUGCGCGAGGGCCACGAGUCCGAGCUGCUGCGGAGCCUGGCCGAGGAGUUCCCCCUGGAGCAGGGCUUCACCAUCGUCUUCCACGGCCGCCGCUCCAACCUGGACCUGGUGGCCAACAGCAUCGAGGAGGCCAAGAUAUGGAUGCAGGGGCUCCAGCUUUUGGUGGAAUUUGUUACCGGCAUGGACCAACAGGAGCGGCUGGAUCAAUGGCUGAGUGACUGGUUCCAGCGUGGAGACAGGAACCAGGAUGGUAGGAUGAGUUUCCACGAAGUCCAGCGGUUACUGCACCUGAUGAAUGUGGAAAUGGACCAAGAAUAUGCCUUCCAGCUUUUCCAAGCAGCAGACACAUCCGAGUCUGGGACUCUGGAGGGAGAAGAGUUUGUAGAGUUCUAUAAGGCGCUGACUAAACGUACUGAGGUGUACGAGCUGUUUGAAAACUUUUCGGCCGAUGGGCAGAAGUUGACCCUGCUGGAAUUUGUGGAUUUCCUCCAAGAGGAGCAGAAAGAAGGAGAGCGAGCUUCUGACCUUGCUCUGGACCUCAUCGACCGCUACGAGCCCUCAGAUAGUGGCAAAUUGCGACAUGUGCUGAGCAUGGAUGGCUUCCUCAGCUAUCUCUGCUCGAAGGAUGGAGAUAUCUUCAACCCGACCUGCCUCCCCAUCUACCAGGAUAUGACUCAACCCCUGAACCACUACUACAUCAACUCCUCUCACAACACCUACCUCGUGGGGGACCAGCUUUGUGGCCAGAGCAGCGUCGAGGGAUAUAUACGGGCCCUGAAGAGGGGGUGCCGCUGCGUGGAGGUGGAUAUAUGGGAUGGACCUAGCGGGGAACCUAUCGUUUACCAUGGACACACCCUGACCUCCCGCAUCCCAUUCAAAGAUGUCGUGGCCACUGUAGCCCAGUACGCCUUCCAGACCUCAGACUAUCCAGUCAUCUUGUCCCUGGAGAACCACUGCAGCUGGGAGCAGCAGCAGGUCAUGGCCUGCCAUCUGACCGAGAUCUUGGGGGAGCAACUGCUGAGCACUACCUUGGAUGGGCUUCUGCCCACUCAGCUGCCCUCACCUGAGGAGCUUCGGGGGAAGAUCUUGGUGAAGGGGAAGAAGUUAAGGACACUUGAGGAGGAUCUUGAGGAAGAGGAAGAGGAGGAAGAGCUAGAGUCUGAACUGGAGAGAGAGCAGGAAGCUGACCCGGAGCUGGAGGCCCAGCUGGAGUCUGAGCCCCAGGAGUUGAGCCCACGCAGUAAGGACAAAAAGAAGGAGAAGGUUGUGAUGUGUCCGCUGUUUUGUCCGCCUGUCUGUUGUGAGGUUGUGGUUCAGGCUCCUAUUUCCAAGCCUGGGCCCCUUCUCUUUCCCAAGCAGAGAUCCAAACCCAUCUUGUGUCCAUCCCUCUCUGCCCUGGUUGUCUACUUGAAGUCUGUCUCAUUCCACAGCUUCACUCAUUCAAGGGAACACUACCGCUUCUAUGAGACCUCAUCUUUCUCUGAAACUAAGGCCAGAAGCCUCAUCAAGGAGGCUGGCAAUGAGUUUGUGCAGCACAACGCCUGGCAGCUAAGCCGUGUGUAUCCCAGUGGCCUGAGGACAGAUUCGUCCAACUACAACCCCCAGGAACUCUGGAACGCAGGCUGCCAGAUGGUGGCCAUGAAUGUGCAGACCGCGGGGCUUGAGAUGGACAUCUAUGAUGGGCUCUUCCGCCAGAACGGUGCCUGCGGCUACGUGCUGAAGCCUGACUUCCUGCGUGAUGUCCAAAGCUCCUUCCACCCCGAGCGGCCCAUCAGCCCUUUCAAAGCCCAGACCCUCCUAAUCCAGGUGAUCAGCGGGCAGCAACUCCCCAAGGACGACAUGAGUAAAGAGAGGUCCAUUGUGGAUCCACUGGUGAGAGUGGAGAUCUUUGGCGUCCGCCCUGACACAACCAGGCAAGAGACCAGCUACGUGGAGAACAAUGGUUUUAAUCCAUAUUGGGGGCAGACGCUAAGCUUCCGGGUCCUGGUGCCCGAACUGGCCCUGCUGCGUUUUGUGGUCAAGGAUUACAACCGGAAAUCCCGAAAUGAAUUUAUCGGGCAGUACACAGUGCCUUGGACCUGCAUGCAGCAAGGCUACCGCCACAUACACCUGCUCUCCAAGGACGGCAUCAGCCUCCAUCCAGCUUCCAUCUUCGUGCAUAUCAGCAUCCGGGAAGGGUUGGAGGGGGAUGAAUCCUAAGGUGGGCACUUCCUGGGAAGGGUGGGUGCACUGGCCUGAGGUGGUAAGAACAACCUGGAAGGAUGCUCCAGAAAGCAAACCGGGGUGGUAAGAAUCAAGUUUUGGAUUGUGAAUUCCUAAGCACAAAAUUACCUCACCCUUCCUAACAAGCCAAUCUAGGACCUGAU